Molecule: messenger RNA, 1770 nt
Organism: Penicillium roqueforti
Lineage: Eukaryota; Fungi; Ascomycota; Eurotiomycetes; Eurotiales; Aspergillaceae
Product: multicopper oxidase
Exons: 3
Coding region: 1-1770 (589 amino acids)
Molecular function (GO): copper ion binding; oxidoreductase activity
Source: RefSeq, a predicted model, not a curated record
AUGAAGUUCAGCCUGUCCCUUUGGGCUCUGUGCCUCGUCCAAUGGACACAUGCGGCUACAGUUUUCUUUCCAGUUACCUUGACAUGGUCUAACAGAACUGUCGCAGGAGUGUCUAGGCAAGUGAUUUUGACAAACGGGCAGUUUCCUGGUCCCCCGCUGCGGAUCAACCAGGGGGACAAUGUUGAGUUCCUCGUUGAUAACCGGUGCCCGUUCAAUACAACUAUACACUUCCAUGGAAUUGAACAGCUGGGAACUCCUUGGUCUGAUGGAGUCCCGGGUGUCUCUCAGAGAUCCAUCACACCGAACACCUCAUUCCUGUAUAAAUGGACUGCAACCGAGUACGGAGCCUACUGGUAUCAUGCCCAUCACCGCGGCUCUCUCGAAGACGGCCUUUACGGACCGAUCUAUAUCACCCCUGCAGCCUCGGUGCAAAAGCCCUUCAGUCUUAUCACAACCGAUCCCGCUCAGCUGAGGGCUAUGAUCCGUGCGGAGAUCGUGACCUCUCCCGUUUUGCUUUCUGAAUGGCGUGUCCUCACGUCGGAGGAGAUAUGGGCUGCUGAGAUUGCGUCUGGCACAGACGCAUUCUGUGCCAAUGCUUUACUCAUCAAUGGCAAAGGGUCCAUCACUUGUCUGCCACGUGCUGAGAUUGAUGCCCUGACGACACCUGUCCAGAAAACGUCCUUGGGUGAUGGUCUUAAACUAACAGAUAUGGCAUGCUUCCCUCCUAAUAUCACUGAAACGGUGUUCAACUUCCCACACAACUACGCUGCCAUCCCCCCAACCAUGUUCGAAGGCUGCGUACCGUCACAAGGUCCCCAAGAAUUAUUUACUGUCAACGCAGCCAACCAAUACGUGAGCUGGGAUCUCAUUAGCACAGCCGGCCUGCUAGAGCUCACCUUCUCAGUCGACGAACACGACAUGUGGGUAUACGCCAUAGACGGACGAUACAUCGAGCCUCUCAAAGUCAACGCAGUCACCGUUCCAAACUCAAACCGAUACUCGGUUCUGAUCCCCCUCACCCAGCCAGCCGGAGACUACGCCGUGCGCAUGGUCAGCGCCAGCAUAAACCAGUUCCUGAACACGACGGCAAUAAUGCGAUACCAAGGCGUGUCGCAGCUAACCCGGCCAUCCAACCCGUGGAUCCAAAUCAACAACGCAGCCGCCAGGACAGACACCGUCUUCCUUAACGAGUCCAUCGUCGUCCCGUUCCCAGCGCUCGUCCCGUCAAACAAUAUCGCACAAACCUUCUUCCUGCACAUCAACCAAGUCGGCGUCGCCUACCGCUGGAGACUCGGUAAUUCCAGCUACGGCCUCGAGCUCGAGGAAGCACAGCCAUUGCUCUUCAACCAGAACUCUAUUCCCGGCGACUUGAUCGUCCGAACGAAGAAUAAUACCUGGAUCGACUUGAUUCUUCAGACGGAUACCAUCCUCCAGCCCCCGCAUCCGAUCCACAAGCAUUCGAAUAAGCAUUUCAUUAUCGGUCAGGGGAAUGGUACUUUUAGUUGGGGCUCGGUCGCGGAAGCGGUACAGGCUGUUCCUGGUAACUUUAAUUUGCAGACGCCCCAGUAUCGGGAUACUUUUCAUACGCUUCCGGCUGUCACGGGCUUGAGUUGGACGGCGAUCAGGUAUCAUGUUGUUAAUCCCGGGGCUUUCUUGUUGCAUUGUCAUAUUCAGGUUCAUCAGAGUGGGGGGAUGGUCUUGGCGAUGUUGGAUGGGGUUGAUGCUUGGCCUGUUAUCCCUGCGAAUUAUUCUAUUGCUGCUGGGUUCUAG